Messenger RNA from Trypanosoma theileri, 1131 nucleotides. RefSeq lists its product as uncharacterized. The transcript has a single exon. The record is from RefSeq and is a predicted model, not a curated record. Lineage: Eukaryota; Euglenozoa; Kinetoplastea; Trypanosomatida; Trypanosomatidae. The coding region runs from base 1 to 1131 and encodes 376 amino acids.
AUGACAACGAUGUUCGUCCAACUGCGCCGCGUGGUGUACCUGUUGGUACUUCUGCACUUCUGUACGUGUGCGAUUAACUCCGUAAGUGGUACGCCUUCCAGAAAUCCUGAUGAAUUAAAAGCUGAAGUGGAAAAGAAAAAAACUAAGUUGGAAGAAGAAAAAGCUAAGGUGAAAGAGAAGAAGGAAAUAUUUGAUGGCACCCUUUCGGCAUUAAACACCACAAGGAAUAAGUACAAAACAACAACUGAAAGUGCUCAGAGUGUCUUGAAUGAGUGCAGAGAAUUUGCCGAAGAGAUUAAAAGUGGAUCAAAGAAUGUUACCGAUAAUGAGAAUGAAAAGAAAGCCGAAGAACUUGUGAAAAAGUGCACUGAGGCCGCUAAAGAGGUGAAAAAUGCUGCAGAUGAUGUGAAUAAAAAAGCUGAUGAUCAUGUUGCUGCCGCAGAGAAUUAUAUGGAGGUUGUGCUUGAACUGGGUAGUGCUACUACUGCAUAUUCGUUAAUCCAAGCAAAGUUCCAGAUCAAAGUCGACGAAGUAAAUGAGGAGGAGAAUGAAAAAAUCAAAAUAUAUAAUGAAGAGGCCGCAGAAUCAAAGAAAGACGCAUUUAAGGUGAAGAAUGAUACCUCAACAUUCAAGCAGGAAGCUGCCGAUGCACAGAAAGAAGCAGAAGCAGCGACUGAAGCUGUGAAGCUUCUGGAGGACGCUAUUCAAAGGGCAAAGACUGCGGCAGCAGAAGAAGCGAAAAAAGCUGCCGAAGCAGAACAGCAAAACAAAGCUGGAAACAGUACAGAAGGUCAAGUCAACGAAAAUGAGGAAAAUGGACCGAUGAUAACAACAGCUGAAAACGAAACAAACACAGAAAAAAAUAUAACGACUGUGGAUCAACAUAAUGAUAAUGGAGUAAAAGAAAAUGACUCAGCCGGAGGUUCUACGAACGAAAGCGAAACAACUAAUAACUCAACCGUUGCUGAAACAUUGAAAUCUCAAAAUAUGCUAACUAAUACUUCUACAGGUUCAGUUCCGUUGAAUGUUACACAGUUCAUUGACAGCAGCAGCAGUCCUGCAUUGGUGCACAGUCCCUUAUUGCUGCUUCUUGUUUCGAUGUGUGUGCUGGGCUGCACUGUCAUUUGCUGA